AUGGGUCUAUACAGCCGCCGUCAAAACUCCUCCCCUGGCCCCCUUCCUCCCACCAUUUCCCUCCCUCCUGCCUUCAACCACCAUCAACACAACCACCACACCCGCCAUGAAUCAUCUCCUUUCCUCUCCAUUUCCUCACCACCACGUUCUCCUUCUCCUCCUUCCCCCACCAAAGGCCGCCAUAACCGUCGUGACUCAUUACCAUCAUCAUUCCCACCAAUCUCUCCUCCAAAAACCACCAAUCAUGCUCGCCGCGAAUCAUACCCGGGUCCUUUCCCUUCUUUUCCAUCACCUUCAUCUCAAUCUGAACAACCUCCACCUCAAUACCAUUCACGACGUGAAUCAUGUCCAAAUCCAUUUACUUUCCCCGUUUCGCCGCGUAAUGAAUCAAUAGAUCAUACUCUUCUUCCUUCAACAUCUUCAUCUUCAAUUAAUCUCAACCAUCAUCUCAUCAAACGUAGACUCGAUAUUCGAAACAAAGACAAUGACGAUAAUAAUUGUCUUAUAUGGCCGUUUAAUCAUAUUGAUCUUGAUGAUGAUGAUAUAAGAGAAACAGCCUAUGAGAUCUUCUUUGCAUCUUGUCGAUCUUCCCCCGGUUUUGGUGGCCGGAGUGCAUUGACAUUUAUUUCAAAACACGAAAAUGGAGGCGCCGGAGGGACGACUCCAACUCCGGGGACUCCUUCGCAAACUAGUAGGGUGAAAAGGGCUCUUGGGUUGAAGAUUUUGAAAACUUCUUUGUCUCAAAGAAUGGUGUCGAGAGGCACUUGGACAACGUCGUUGUCUACGCCUUCGUCACCUGUGGCUGAUGGUAGUCCGAGGUCGGCUCGCGUUGUGCCGAGACGGGUAAUGACUAUGGCGGAAGUUAUGAGGCUGCAGAUGGGGGUUACGGAACAAAGUGAUAGCCGGUUGAGGAAAACUCUCAUGAGGACCCUUGUUGGUCAACUCGGUCGGCAAGCAGAAACUAUCAUCCUCCCUUUGGAACUCCUUCGACACCUCAAACCAUCGGAAUUCAGUAACCCUCACGAGUACCAUUUGUGGCAAAAGCGUCAGCUCAAGAUCCUCGAAGCAGGGCUGCUCCUACACCCUUCAAUUCCAGUAGAAAAGACCAACACAUUCGCCAAGAAUCUCAAGGAAAUAAUCCGUAGUGGCGAACUCAAACCAAUAGACACAAGCAAAAACUCAGAAACAAUGAGAACCUUUAGCAAUUCUGUUGUGUCCUUAUCGAUGAGAAGUCCGAACGGUGCUCCGACCAAUAUCUGCCAUUGGGCUAAUGGAUUUCCUGUCAAUGUUCACCUCUACAUUUCCCUUCUUCAAUCCAUUUUCGAUCUCGAGGAUGAAACAUUAGUCCUUGACGAAGUUGACGAGUUGCUCGAGCUAAUGAAGAAAACAUGGUCGACACUCGCAAUCAAUAGGCAAAUUCACAAUUUGUUGUUCACAUGGGUGCUGUUUCAACAAUUUGUAGCUACCGGACAGCGAGAACCGGACCUUAUUAUUGCCUCACAUGCUAUGUUGAAUGAAGUGGCGAAUGAUGCUAAGAAAGAAAAAGAUUCUUUUUAUGUUAAGAUGUUGACAUCGGUACUCGGUUCAUUGCAGGGUUGGGCCGAUAAGAGGAUGCUUAACUACCAUCAUUAUUUCCAGGGAGAAUCUAUUAAACAAAUUGAGAACCUUCUUCCUGUGGUGUUGUUGGCAUCAAACGUUUUGGAAAAUGAUACAAUAUCUGAUGGAGAAUGGCAAGUGAAAGGAGGUAAAACUCUAGCAGAUUCCUCUGAGGAUCGCGUCAAUGAUUAUAUUCGUUCGUCGUUGAAAAAUGCAUUUGAAAUGAUGAUAGAAUCUGAAAAUGGCAAAUCAACUGAAUCUGAAACAAAGAAAGAUAUAAGUGAAGUUAUGCUUGAAUUAGCUCAACAGACUGAAGAUUUGGCGACGAAGGAGAGACAAAAUUAUAGUCCGAUAUUAAAGAAAUGGUACCCGAUAGCAGGUGGGGUUGCAGCAAUGACGCUGAACAAUUGCUAUGGACAUGUGCUAAAUCAGUUUCUAAGUGAAAUGAUAAAAACAAUAUCAGUUGAGUUGAUUUUAGUACUGAAGAAGGCAAGAAGACUAGAAGAUAUUUUGGUUCAAAUGGUUGUUGAAGAUUCCGCUGAUUGUGAAGACGGUGGAAAAACCGUAGUAAGAGAGAUGGUUCCUUUUGAAGUUGAUUCAACCCUAUUGAACCUAAUGAAAAAAUGGAUAGAUGAUUCAAAUCAAAAAGGGAAUGAUUUUUUGCAGAAAGCAAAAGAAAGUGAAACAUGGAAUCCGAAGUCUAAAUCGGAGCCUGUUGCGAAAUCGGUGGUGGAGAUGAUGAAUUUGGCCAAGAAAAUUGUGCAGGAGUUCUUUCAAAUUCCAAUUGCAAUAACUGAGGAUUUAGUUCAAGAACUUGCUGAUGCAUUACACAAACUCUUCAAAGAGUACACCAUGUUUAUUGCAGCAUGUGGUUUGAAAGAGAACUACAUUCCGACUCUUCCAGCACUGACAAGGUGCAACAGGAAUUCAAAAUUCCACAAGCUGUGGAAAAUUGCUAGUCCUUGCAAUGUCAGUUGUGAAGAUCCACACAUAUAUGGAAUAUAUGAAUCAAGUCACCCUCACUCGUGCACUAGCCGAGGAACACAACGCCUCUACAUUCGUCUCAACACGUUACACUAUAUGCUUACUCACAUUGCAUCACUCGAUAAAUCGCUCACGCUCACCCAAGGAGUAGUACCUACCGAUCGCAGUGCCUCGACAAAAGGAAAAUCUGGUUCAUACUUUGAAACAGUUACCAACUCUAUCAUAGCAGCCUGCCAACACCUCUCCGAAGUAGCUUCCCACCGUCUCAUAUUCUUUGACUCAAAUGCUUUCUUCUACGAUAGUCUCUACGUCGGUGACGUAGCUAAUGCUCGACUCAACAAUGCUUUAACAAUCCUCAAACAUAAUAUAAAACUAAUGACAGCAAUUCUUACCGAACGAGCUCAACCGUUGUUAAUAAAGGAAAUCAUGAAGGCAUGUUACGAAGCGUUUCUUUUGGUUUUGCUUGCUGGUGGAACAACAAGAAUGUUUAAUGAAUCAGAUCAUGUGAGUAUUCAAGAAGACUUUAAUUCUUUGAAGCAAGAAUUUUAUAGUUGUGGUGAAGAGUUGAUAGCAGAAAGUGUGGUUGAUAAGGAAGGUGAAGUAGUUGAAGGUGUGAUAGGGUUAAUGGGAACUAAUACUGAAGAAUUGUUGGAAAUUUUAAAUAGUUUAUCAAGUGAAAAUGGUGUCAAUGGAGGUAAGUUACCAUUGCCAAUGCCACCAACUACAAGGAAAUGGAAUAGGACUGAUCCAAACACAAUUUUGAGGGUAUUGUGUUAUAGAAAUGAUAGAGUUGCUAACCAUUUCUUAAAAAGGACUUAUCAAAUAGCUAAAAGGAGAUAGAUGACAACAAGACAUGUUACUUAAUACCAAGAUUUUAAAUA
Trifolium pratense (red clover) is the source of this 3461-nucleotide messenger RNA. Its product is annotated as protein unc-13 homolog. The record is from RefSeq and is a predicted model, not a curated record. The transcript is spliced from 5 exons. The coding region runs from base 1 to 3420 and encodes 1139 amino acids. NCBI's taxonomy places the organism in Eukaryota, Viridiplantae, Streptophyta, Magnoliopsida, Fabales, Fabaceae.